This is a messenger RNA of Cladophialophora yegresii CBS 114405, 447 nucleotides long. RefSeq lists its product as uncharacterized. The transcript has a single exon. The coding region runs from base 1 to 447 and encodes 148 amino acids. NCBI's taxonomy places the organism in Eukaryota, Fungi, Ascomycota, Eurotiomycetes, Chaetothyriales, Herpotrichiellaceae. The record is from RefSeq and is a predicted model, not a curated record. Gene Ontology annotation, molecular function: iron ion binding; oxidoreductase activity, acting on paired donors, with incorporation or reduction of molecular oxygen; heme binding.
AUGACAGCGCCGAUCAUCAACCGCCACUGGGAACUCUACGAGCGUCCGAAUGAGUUCUUCGCUGAUCGAUACGUCAAGAACCCCGAGCUGAAGAAGUAUAAUAUGUCGUGCUCGAAAGGUGGGAGACAAUGCAUCGGGAUCAGCCUGGCUUACCAGGAACACCAGACGUUCACGGUCAGAAACCUCCGGCGUCACAGUCUCUGUGAUCCAGGCAAGGGUGUGCAGGAUGGACCGAAGCUGGAGUCAUUCGAGACCAGACGAGAGGACUUUUCCAUGGGUGCAAACUAUGCCUCGCCAGCACCAUUUGAGGGCAGUCAUAGCCUGCAUGGACCUAGAUACGUAUCCGUGCUUGGAAUCAGGUGGUCCGUUCCCGACGAGCUGGCCGAAAUCGGUAGUCCACGUAGGCAUACGGAGCACUUGCCGUGGAAGUUGGCUCACAUCGAUUGA